Messenger RNA from Parascedosporium putredinis, 759 nucleotides. Lineage: Eukaryota; Fungi; Ascomycota; Sordariomycetes; Microascales; Microascaceae. The record is from the annotation of a GenBank genome assembly.
AUGAGGCCUCACCUGUUCGUCGCAGGCUUUGCGCUGCUCGUCAGCGCUUUUGUGCCCCGUCAGGAGUCGGACGAACGGCGCGGGCCCGCGCUUACACCGGGGCCCAAGUUCGAGAGGCUGGACAAAACAAAGGCUGUGCUCGUCAUCGUCGACAUCCAGGAGGGGCUCAUCAACAUGGUGAGGGACUGGGACACGGCGCUGUACAAAGCCAACAUGUUGGCGCACGGCGGCCUCGCGCAGGUCUUUGAUCUACCCGUCAUCAUCACCAGCAGCGCUUCGGUCGGACCCAACGGCAUGGUGCCCAAGGAGCUGACGGCGAUGCACCCGAACGCGACCGUCAUCGACCGCAACGGCGAGGUCAACGCCUGGGAUAGCAAAGAGUUUCGGGACGCUGUGCGCGCAACUGGAAAGACGCAGGUUAUCGUUGCGGGAAUCAUGACGGACAUCUGCACGACCUUUUUGUCUCUCUCACUGCGCGAAGAAGGGUACGGGGUCUGGGCCAACGCCGAAGCGUCCGGGACGACGUCAGUCUUCAUCCGCGACCUGGCGAACCAGCGCAUGAUGGGGGCCGGCGUGCAUGUCAUGUCGAUGCUGUCCAUCAUGUCCGAUCUCAUGCGCUCGUGGGGCAACACGCCCGGCGCAAAGGAACUGCUUCCGUGGAUCGACCAGCACUUCCCCCAUUACGGCUUCAUCGCUCGCGCGCACGGGCACGCGGUCCAGAACGGUGUUGUAUUUCCCGGCCAGGACGAGAUUUUGUAA